Messenger RNA from Oryza sativa Japonica Group (Japanese rice), 2014 nucleotides. Its product is annotated as cytochrome P450 711A1. Lineage: Eukaryota; Viridiplantae; Streptophyta; Magnoliopsida; Poales; Poaceae. The record is from RefSeq and is a predicted model, not a curated record. Gene Ontology annotation, molecular function: heme binding; monooxygenase activity; oxidoreductase activity, acting on paired donors, with incorporation or reduction of molecular oxygen.
ACAAGCCUAUUUAACCAGCAACGCUUGGCACACUACGAUCAACUGCGAGAGUGAGGCAAAGAGGAAGUCAGGGAACGGAAGGGUUGAGAUGGAGAUCAGCACAGUGCUGGGCGCAAUAUUGGCAGAGUACGCGGUCACCUUGGUGGCCAUGGCUGUGGGUUUCCUGGUGGUAGGCUACUUGUACGAGCCAUACUGGAAAGUGCGGCACGUGCCAGGUCCCGUGCCCCUGCCGCUCAUCGGCCACCUCCACCUGCUCGCCAUGCACGGGCCGGACGUGUUCUCAGUGCUCACGAGGAAGUACGGCCCCAUCUUCAGGUUUCACAUGGGAAGGCAACCGUUGGUCAUGGUGGCGGAUGCUGAGUUGUGCAAGGAAGUGGGCGUGAAGAAAUUCAAGAACUUCCCUAACCGAAGUAUGCCCUCACCCAUUACCAAUUCUCCUGUUCAUCAGAAGGGCCUAUUCUUCACAAGUGGUUCGAGGUGGACGACUAUGCGAAACAUGAUCCUCUCCAUCUACCAGCCGUCGCACCUGGCCACCCUGAUCCCCAGCAUGGAGUCGUGUAUUGAACGCGCGGCCGAGAAUCUCGAGGGCCAAGAGGAGAUCAACUUCUCCAAGCUCUCUCUCAGCUUCACCACUGACGUCCUCGGGCAGGCAGCGUUCGGAACGGACUUUGGCCUGUCGAAAAAGUUGGCCUCGUCGGACGACGACGAGGACACCCGCAAGAUCGCGGCCGAUACCUGCGCGGAGGCCAAGGCAUCAUCGGAGUUCAUCAAGAUGCACGUGCACGCGACCACGUCUCUAAAAAUGGACAUGUCCGGCUCGCUCUCCAUCAUCGUCGGCCAGCUCCUGCCGUUCCUCCAUGAACCGUUCCGGCAGGUUCUCAAGAGGCUUCGCUGGACGGCGGACCACGAGAUCGACCGCGUGAACCUCACGCUCGGGAGACAGCUUGACAGGAUCGUCGCCGAGCGGACGGCUGCAAUGAAGCGAGACCCGGCGGCGCUGCAGCAGCGCAAGGACUUCCUGUCCGUCAUGCUCACGGCGAGAGAGUCGAACAAAUCCUCGAGGGAGCUGCUCACGCCGGACUACAUCAGCGCGCUCACUUACGAGCACCUCCUCGCCGGGUCGGCCACGACGGCGUUCACUCUCACCACGGCGCUCUACCUCGUCGCCAAGCACCCGGAGGUGGAGGAGAAGCUGCUCAGAGAGAUCGACGGGUUCGGACCCCGCGACCGCGUGCCGACGGCCGAGGAUCUGCAGACCAAAUUCCCCUACCUUGAUCAGGUCCUGAAGGAAGCGAUGAGAUAUUACCCCUCAUCGCCAUUGAUAGCAAGGGAACUAAACCAACAGCUCGAAAUUGGAGGAUAUCCCCUUCCAAAGGGAACAUGGGUGUGGAUGGCACCUGGUGUCCUAGGAAAGGAUCCCAAAAAUUUCCCAGAGCCAGAGGUGUUCCGGCCGGAGCGCUUCGACCCAAACGGCGAGGAAGAGAAGAGGAGGCACCCGUACGCGCUCUUCCCGUUCGGGAUAGGGCCGAGGGCGUGCAUCGGCCAGAAGUUCGCCAUACAGGAGAUGAAAUUGUCAGCGAUCCACUUCUACCGUCAUUACGUAUUUCGGCCCUCGCCCAGCAUGGAGUCUCCUCCUGAGUUUGUGUACUCGAUCGUCUCCAAUUUCAAGAACGGCGCCAAGCUUCAGGUCAUCAAGAGGCAUAUAUAAUGCUUAAUCACAUCAUCAGGAGAACUAUUCGUUUGGAUUUUGGGUAUUGCGCAUAUUAUUAAGUACUCGUUUUCAGUUUAUGUUGUACUGUACUUGUUUUCGCCGGGCAGUCCGUGUUGUACUCGUAAUAUAUAUGAACCACAGCUAGCAAAUCUCCGAGGCAUAAAGUUUCUUAUGAGUAAAUAUCCGAAUAUAAGAUUUUUCUUCUCAUAAAGACCUCUAUAGGUAGAGGAGCAGGCCGUGGGACAUAUCAUGUUGUACGAUGAAAAUAGAUCUAAUAAAGACAGUUAUUAUGUUCGCUGUUUA